AACAUUGUGAUACAAGACAUAUUUAUUGAAAUAUAUUUUCUGGAAUGAAGUAGACAAGCAACAUAGAAAAGGUGCAACUAUUUAUAAGUAAUGACAGUUCAUUUAUCUUUAGACGCGUAUUUGUUUUUUGUGAUUAACCCAAAAAGUCUUUGGUGGAAGCAAAGAAACAAAUACCUUUAUUUGUAUAGACCUAAACUCUGCUGGAGGAUAAAUCAUGCCGUUCACCUGAGAGUUUUUCAUACAAGUGAGCCUCGGUGUAAAUGGGCCAGAAGCAGAACAUUUUGGUAUAACAAAUACAUUUACAGCCAUGACUUUUUAUACUCCAGAGUUUCUAAACUUUUAACUUCUUCUUCCAAAGGACUUACAAAAGUGAACAAUCGCAUGUCACGAAUUAAGAAUACUAUAGAAUCUGUUUCAAAGGCAGUGUCUGGCACUCACAGUGAACUGAUUUCUCGGAUAGCUCGAUUAAAGUCACACUCGGGUACUCUGGGAAAAGCAAAUAAAAGUAGUGCAGAUGCAAGUAGCAUCAAUGCAAAUCUAGAAAAUGAUAAACAAGUCACAGAUGCCAGAACUCAGGAGGAUUGCAACACAGGCCCACCUGCAAAGAAAUCCACUUGUGCAAGUGAAAGCCCGGAGUCUAUGUUAGUAAGCUCAAGUGGUGCUGAUCAGGAUUCUCGGAAAGAUUCAGCAUUUACUGAAAACCAGCUUUUUCAUAUAAGCUACUUUUCUACAAAUUUUGGAGAGACUUACAACUUUGUAGCUGAUCAUAUCAACUCAUACUUUAGUAAGAAUUCUGUUAUGGAUCAAGAGAAAAAAAAGAAUGCUUUAUUACAGGACUCUAAAAGUGAACAGAGGAGUAAGCUUGAUUCAUCAGAAAAUACUGCAGCAAGAGAAGAAAAGACAGUGGAUUCAGCAGCUGCUUUUACUCCUCAAGCAGAGACUCUGGGUGCUGAAAAAGCAAAUACUGCUCUUCCAGUUUCCACUAAAAAAAGUAUUGCAAACUUUCUUUCGUAUCCCAGUAACAGUGUACAAGCUUUUGUAGACAGUUACAUUGGUGGGUUGGUUCCGAAAUUGAGAUCUGAAACAAAAGUUGUUUCACAAGAAAAGAGUAAACAGCCAGAACAAGAAGUGUCUGAGAAGGAUGAGGAGGACAAAGCAAAAGAGGCUAAGACUGCUGAAGAGAAGGAAAAGCAUCUGUCUCUUCAGAGAGAAAAGAUCAUUGCAAGAGUGAGUAUUGAUAACAGGACUCGAGCUUUAGUUCAAGCCCUACGAAGAUCCUCUAAUCGAAGAGUCUGUAUCAGCAGGGUUGAAGAACUGACCUAUCAUCUUCUAGAAUUUCCAGAGAGCAGAGGAGUUGCGAUUAAGGAAAAAUUAAUCCCGUGCCUACUACGACUGAGACAGGCAAAUGACGAAAGUCUUCAGGCUGCUGUUAGAGAGACUUUAGCGAUAAUUGGAUAUACAGACCCUGUGAAAGGCUGGGGAAUUCGAGUCCUCACUAUUGAUGGAGGAGGAACAAGGGGUUUAGUUGCACUUCAGACUCUACGGAAACUAGAAGAACUAACUGGAAAACCGGUUCAUCAACUUUUUGACUACAUCUGUGGUGUAAGCACAGGAGCUAUAUUAGCUUUUAUGUUGGGGUUGUUUCAUAUUCCUCUGGAUGAUUGUGAAGAACUGUAUCGCAAAUUAGGAUCAGAUGUUUUUAAGCAGAAUGUCAUUGUUGGAACAGUCAAAAUGGGUUGGAGCCACGCCUUUUAUGACAGUGAUAUAUGGGAAAAAAUGCUCAAAGAAAAAAUGGGCUCAGAUCUUAUGAUUGAAACUGCAAGAAAUUCCAAAUGUCCAAAGGUAGCUGCAGUAAGCACCAUUGUAAACAGAGGAACACCACUGAAAGCCUUUGUUUUUAGAAACUACAAUCACUUUCCUGGUGUUAAGUCUCAUUAUAUUGGAGGCUGUCAGUAUAAACUGUGGCAGGCCAUUAGAGCAUCGUCUGCUGCACCUGGUUACUUUCAGGAAUAUGUUUUGGGCAAUGAUCUUCAUCAGGAUGGAGGUCUGCUUCUAAAUAAUCCAUCUGCACUGGCAGUUCAUGAGUGCAAGUGUCUUUGGCCGAGUGUUCCGUUGCAGUGUUUAAUAUCACUGGGCACUGGUCGAUAUGAAAGCGAGGGAAAGACCAAUCUCACGUACACCAGUUUGAAAGCCAAACUCACAAAUGUUAUCAGCAGUGCAACUGAUACAGAAGAAGUUCACACCAUGCUGGAUGCACUGUUACCUCCAGACACUUAUUUCAGGUUUAACCCUCUUAUGAAUGAAGACAUAGCUCUGGAUGAAAGUCGUAAAGAGAAACUCAAUCAGCUGCAGACAGAUGGAAUCCGUUACUUAGAACGAAAUGAGGAAAAACUGAGAAAAGCUGCAGAAGUAUUAACAGAAGAAAAAACAACUUUGCAGAGACUUCAGGACUGGAUAAGAUUAAAGGCUGACAUGUACGAAGGCCUUCCGUUUCUUUCCAAGUUGUGA
Messenger RNA from Apaloderma vittatum (bar-tailed trogon), 2508 nucleotides. It is a transcript of the gene PNPLA8, whose product is annotated as patatin-like phospholipase domain containing 8. The transcript is spliced from 9 exons. The coding region runs from base 91 to 2508 and encodes 805 amino acids. Gene Ontology annotation, biological process: arachidonate metabolic process. Gene Ontology annotation, cellular component: membrane. The record is from RefSeq and is a predicted model, not a curated record. Lineage: Eukaryota; Metazoa; Chordata; Aves; Trogoniformes; Trogonidae.